GCCUCUUCGUUACCAGAGACCCAGCUGGUCGUGUUAUUUACACACGCCGAAGGGAAGUGAUCAGUUGCAUAAGUUUCGAAACUAGGAUUUUUCGAGAUAUAAAAGACAUGUUUCGAUACCUUGGAGCACGUGGGUUGUCGCCAUAUACACAGAUUAAGGGGGCAGUAAGAUGGAUGUGUGAUGUGGCAACUAACGCAGGGGAAGCCAGACUUGCAGAGAUCCUCAAGCAACGUUUUCCACAGGCCACUGGUGUUGAAGUUAGAGAUAUAUCAGGUGGCUGUGGAGCAAUGUAUGAAGUAUGGGUCGAAGCCCCCGAUUUCAAAGGCCUUUCUCGAGUAAAGCAGCACAAACUGAUCACCCAGACCUUAAAAUCGGAAAUCCAGGAUAUGCAUGGUCUCCGUAUCAGCACAACAGUACCAGAGGAGUCGUAGCUAUUAGUGUAACUGCAGCUGUUACAUGUUUUACUUAACUCUGUGACAGCCACUUCGAAAGCAGGUCAUGUGAAGAAUCCAAUUUUUUUUUCUCUUUUGGGA
Molecule: messenger RNA, 533 nt
Organism: Penaeus monodon (black tiger shrimp)
Lineage: Eukaryota; Metazoa; Arthropoda; Malacostraca; Decapoda; Penaeidae
Product: bolA-like protein 3
Exons: 4
Coding region: 108-431 (107 amino acids)
Source: RefSeq, a predicted model, not a curated record